GUGCUGCGACAAGAGAUUGUGGACAAAGAUAGAUUUGAGCAGGUGCAAGUCCAUCACCCCCCAGGCGCUGAGCGGCAUCAUCAAAAGACAGCCGGUCAGCCUCGACCUCAGCUGGACCAAUAUCUCCAAAAAACAGCUUACGUGGCUCGUCAACAGGCUGCCAGGCCUGAAAGACCUCAUCUUAGCGGGCUGUUCCUGGUCUGCGGUCUGUGCUCUCAGUACCUCCAGCUGCCCCCUUCUCAGGACCCUCGAUCUUCGGUGGGCAGUAGGAAUCAAGGACCCUCAGAUCCGGGACUUACUCACGCCUCCAACAGACAAACCCAGUCAGGACAAUCGCAGCAAACUCCGCAACAUGAUCGAUUUCCGGCUCGCCGGCCUGGACAUCACCGACGCCACGCUGCGGCUGAUUAUCCGCCAUAUGCCCCUGCUCUCCCGCCUCGACCUCAGCCACUGCAACCACCUUACGGACCAGUCAGCCAACCUCCUCACGGCCGUGGGCUCUUCCACACGCAACUCCCUCACCGAGCUCAACAUGGCAGGCUGCAAUAAGCUAACGGACCAGGCCUUGCUGUACCUGCGCCGCAUCUCCAAUGUCACUCUAAUCGACCUGCGAGGUUGCAAACAGAUCACCCGCAAAGCCUGUGAGCACUUCAUCUCGGACCUGUCCAUCAACAGCCUCUACUGCCUGUCCGAUGAGAAGCUGAUCCAAAAAAUCAGCUAG
Molecule: messenger RNA, 721 nt
Organism: Fulmarus glacialis (Northern fulmar)
Lineage: Eukaryota; Metazoa; Chordata; Aves; Procellariiformes; Procellariidae
Product: lysine-specific demethylase 2A-like
Exons: 4
Biological process (GO): regulation of transcription by RNA polymerase II; protein demethylation
Molecular function (GO): histone demethylase activity; protein binding; transcription coregulator activity
Source: RefSeq, a predicted model, not a curated record